Messenger RNA from Drosophila innubila, 968 nucleotides. Its product is annotated as probable RNA methyltransferase CG11342. Gene Ontology annotation, cellular component: cytoplasm. Bases 57 to 773 code for a protein of 238 amino acids. Gene Ontology annotation, biological process: miRNA metabolic process; negative regulation of pre-miRNA processing. Gene Ontology annotation, molecular function: O-methyltransferase activity; RNA methyltransferase activity. The transcript has a single exon. The record is from RefSeq and is a predicted model, not a curated record. NCBI's taxonomy places the organism in Eukaryota, Metazoa, Arthropoda, Insecta, Diptera, Drosophilidae.
UAGUUUUGUUAUUGUUUGCUUGAGUGCAAAUUGAACGUGAUUUAUUUACUUUUUAAAUGGAACGACGCAACAACGAUCCAGGAGCCGUGCAAUAUGGGAAUUUCAUGAAUUAUUACCAAUUUAAUUCGGCCAUCGAGCGAGUCAAACUGCUGCCAGAGAAGGACAUUUGGCUGCCUAGUAAAAAUGACACGAGGCAGGAAACUGAACCUUAUUUGGUUUUGGAUGUGGGCUGCAAUUGUGGCGUCUUCACACAGUUGUUGCAACACUUUCUGGAGCAACAAAUGCAGCGUCCGGUGCACGUGCUUGGUGUGGACAUUGACGACCGAUUAAUCGAAAGGGCAAAGACGGAAAACACAUGUCCUGAAAAGAUCACUUACUUUACUGCAGACGUCUUAAAUGCGGCUGAUUUCGACACUCCGGUUAAAUCAUAUUUGGAGCAACAUCAUCGCCAUAAGUUUGAUGCCAUUUGCUGCUAUUCCAUUACCAUGUGGAUUCAUUUAAAUCAUCACGACAGCGGCUUACAAUUCUUUCUGCGGAAACUCUCGGAAAUGGCAGAACUCUUUGUGGUGGAACCGCAGCCCUGGAAAUGUUACCAGACCGCAGAGCGUCGUCUAAAGCGAACUGGCGAGGUAUUCCCACUGUUCCUGGAACUAAAAUGGCGCUCAGAUGUGGAGCAACAAAUUCAAAAAUAUCUGGAGCAAGAGUUGCGCCUGCAGAGUGUUUAUGAAUCAACGCCGACCAAGUGGCAGAGACGAAUAUGUUUCUAUAGAUGAGUUGCCGGGCUUCAUUAAGGGGCAAUGGAAAUCUCUUAGGGCUGCAUAAAUAUUAUUGCUAACAUCGAUAGUUUUCGAUGGCUCUGUAAUUGGGCAUUAUACCGAUACUUUGCUUAUUCUUUUUAGAGAGGCUAAGAAUCAUGUAAUUGUUUUGUAAAUAUAUUCAUAAAAACAUUGCAUUGUCUAUGCAAUCUU